CUGGCCCAGGGGCCCGGGGGGGCGCUGGGGAACCGGCAUGCGGUGUACUGGAACAGCUCCAACCAGCACUUGCGGCGAGAGGGCUACACCGUGCAGGUGAACGUGAACGACUACCUGGACAUUUACUGCCCCCACUACAACAGCUCAGGGGUGGGCCCCGGAGCGGGCCCCGGGCCGGGCGGCGGGGAGCAGUACGUGCUCUACAUGGUGAGCCGCAGCGGCUACCGCACCUGCAACGCCAGCCAGGGCUUCAAGCGCUGGGAGUGCAACCGGCCGCACGCCCUCCAUAGCCCCAUCAAGUUCUCGGAGAAGUUCCAGCGCUACAGCGCCUUCUCGCUGGGCUACGAGUUCCACGCCGGCCACGAGUACUACUACAUCUCCACGCCCACCCACAACCUGCACUGGAAGUGUCUGAGGAUGAAGGUGUUCGUCUGCUGCGCCUCCACAUCGCACUCCGGGGAGAAGCCGGUCCCCACUCUCCCCCAGUUCACCAUGGGCCCCAAUGUGAGGAUCAACGUGCUGGAAGACUUUGAGGGAGAGAACCCCCAGGUGCCCAAGCUUGAGAAGAGCAUCAGCGGGACCAGCCCCAAGAGGGAACACCUGCCCCUGGCCGUGGGCAUCGCCUUCUUCCUCAUGACACUCUUGGCCUCCUAGCUCUGUCCCAUGCCUUGGUGGGGAGAGAUGGGGCGGGGCUGUGAACAAGCGAGGAGUCUUUGGCCUCUAACGGGAAGCCUAGCUGUGGGGCCUGCACCCCCUCCCAUGGCUGGAAGUGGGGUCCGCACCGUGCAUUGUGCCCACUCCCUCUGCCCCUCCCUCCGGAUAGGGCACUGUAGUGGACCAGGCACAGGGACAGUCAAAGGUCCCAGGUGACCUUGUGGCUCUGUAAUGUUUGGUACCAAAUUUGGGGCCAUAAAGGGCAGUUCUCAGGACGUCCUGCCCCCUGGUACCUUUCCCUGACCCCUGGCUCCCUCCCCUUUUGUCCCCCCAGAGAGACAAAAAUGCCCCAGAGAGCGCAAGCCAACGUGAAAGGUGCCCCGUCACUCUCCUCCAGGGACAGAACAUGGGGAGGGGACUAAAUGGGCAAGGGGGUAGCACUGCCCGCUGCCCCUUCCCCUGUUUACAGCAAUAAGCACGUCCCCCUCCCCCCACUCCUCCCACUUGCAGGAUUGUGGUUUGGAUCAAAUCCAAGUUUACAAGUAGACACCCCUAGGGAGGCAGGCCGUGGACGGGUGGCAGGGGUGGGCACUGGGGUGCCAGGCCGGCAUGUACAGACUCUAUAUCUCUAUAUAUAAUGUACAGACAGAGUCCCUCUCCCUCCCCAACCCCGGCCUCCCUUGACCCCCCCUUCCAGCUUCAGACCCCUUUCCCACCAGGCUAGGCCCCGCCGGGGACCCCCUGGCCCCUCUUUUGUCUUCCGUGAAGACAGCACCUAUGCAACGCACAGACACUUUUGGAGACCGUGAGACAACGACGCCCCUCCCUUCCAGCCCUGAGCCGGGAGCCAGAUCCCAGGACCUUGCCCUGCCCACCCCACGUGGUCCCCACCCAUCCUGGGCCUUUUUCAAGUGCUUUGGCUGUGACUUUCAUACUCUGCUCUUAGUCUAAAAAAAUAAACUGGAGAGAAAAAAUAA
This is a messenger RNA of Ictidomys tridecemlineatus (thirteen-lined ground squirrel), 1631 nucleotides long. It is a transcript of the gene Efna3, whose product is annotated as ephrin A3. Gene Ontology annotation, molecular function: ephrin receptor binding. Gene Ontology annotation, biological process: axon guidance; ephrin receptor signaling pathway. Gene Ontology annotation, cellular component: plasma membrane. NCBI's taxonomy places the organism in Eukaryota, Metazoa, Chordata, Mammalia, Rodentia, Sciuridae. The record is from RefSeq and is a predicted model, not a curated record.